This is a messenger RNA of Cavia porcellus (domestic guinea pig), 3682 nucleotides long. RefSeq names its product protein phosphatase 4 regulatory subunit 1 (gene Ppp4r1). Bases 159 to 2990 code for a protein of 943 amino acids. NCBI's taxonomy places the organism in Eukaryota, Metazoa, Chordata, Mammalia, Rodentia, Caviidae. Gene Ontology annotation, molecular function: protein phosphatase regulator activity; protein binding. The record is from RefSeq and is a predicted model, not a curated record. Gene Ontology annotation, biological process: protein dephosphorylation. The transcript has 20 exons.
CGGCGGGCGGGGUUCCGGGAGCGGUUGCCUGGGCCCGGCCGGCUCGCCCGCGCGUCCUCCCCUCCCUGCGCGCCCGCGGCCUCCUCCCCCUGCGCGCGCCCGCGGCCCGCUCUCCGCGCCCGCCCCGCCCGCCGGGAUUCGAGGCCGCGGCGGCCAAGAUGGCGGACCUGUCGCUGCUGCAGGAGGACCCGCCCGACGACGCCGACGGCUUUGGUGUGGAUGACUACAGCUCAGAGUCUGAUGUGAUUAUUAUGCCUUCAGCCUUGGACUUUGUCUCUCAAGAUGAAAUGUUGACGCCACUGGGAAGAUUGGACAAGUAUGCUGCAAGUGAGAACGUAUUUAACAGACAAAUGGUGGCACGGAGUUUGCUGGAUACGUUGAGGGAAGUCUGCGACGAUGAAAGAGACUGUGUUGCUGUUCUGGAAAGAAUUAGCAGAUUAGCUGAUGAUUCAGAGCCCACGGUGCGUGCAGAGCUGAUGGAGCAGGUGCCUCACCUCGCACUGUUCUGCCAGGAGAGCCGGCCUUCCAUCCCCUGUGCCUUCUCCAAGUACCUGCUGCCCGUCGUGGUGAGGUACCUCGCAGAUCAGAACAACCAGGUGAGGAAAACAAGCCAAGCGGCUUUGCUGGCUUUGCUGGAGCAGGAGCUGAUUGAGCGCUUUGAUGUGGAGACCAAAGUGUGCCCUGUCCUCAUAGAGCUGACUGCACCUGACAGCAACGAUGAUGUGAAAACAGAGGCCGUGGCUAUAAUGUGCAAGAUGGCACCCAUGGUUGGCAAGGACAUCACGGAACGCCUUAUCCUGCCCCGGUUUUGUGAGAUGUGCUGUGACUGCAGGAUGUUCCAUGUUCGGAAGGUCUGUGCUGCCAAUUUUGGGGACAUUUGCAGUGUCGUUGGCCAGCAAGCCACUGAGGAAAUGUUGCUGCCCAGGUUCUUCCAGCUUUGCUCUGACAACGUGUGGGGAGUUCGCAAGGCGUGUGCUGAGUGCUUCAUGGCAGUCUCGUGUGCAACGUGUCAGGAAAUCCGGCGGACCAAGUUAUCAGCACUGUUUAUUAAUUUGAUCAGUGAUCCUUCACGUUGGGUUCGCCAAGCAGCCUUUCAGUCUCUGGGACCUUUCAUAUCAACUUUUGCUAAUCCAUCUAGCUCAGGCCAAUAUUUUAAAGAAGAAAGCAAAAGUUCAGAAGAUAUGUCAGAAGAUAAAAAUAGAAGGCUCCGAGAUGAAGACGUGCCAGUGGAUGACCCCACAGCCCUCAGCGUCACUGGCCCCAAUGCCUGGCUGGAGUGCGCUCUGGAAGACAGUGGUGCCGGAGCAGCACAGGAUCCUUCACGGGAGCUGAGUGUUCCAGCCAACAGCCCUUCACUUUGUCCUUUGUCCUCAGAGCCUCAGCCAGAAGCAGUUUAUAGUGACAAGGGUGGAGAACCCGAUGGCUGCAGAUCCGCAUUGCAGCUGGAGGCUGACAUCACCACACAAGACUCUGCCCUCCUAGAUCAGGAAUUGUAUAACUCCUUCCAUUUCUGGAGGACUCCUCUUCCCGAAAUCGAUCUGGACAUUGAGCUGGAGCAGGACUCUGGGAAGAGCCUUGGCCUGGAGAGGCCAGAGGAGGCCUCUGAAGACCCCGGUCCAGGUUCUCCAAACAUCAGUAUGGCCACCAGGAGGGAGUUGGAGGAGAUGAUAGAAAACCUAGAGCCCCACAUCGAUGAUCCCGAUGUUAAAGCGCAAGUGGAGGUGCUGUCGGCCGCCCUGCGCGCCUCCGGCCUGGACACCCACACAGAGGCUGUCGGCAUGGAAAAGAGCGGCGAGCUGCAAGAUGAACCGGGUAUAAAUGAGCUACAAAAUUGUAAAAUAAAUCAAGAUGAUUCUGUGCCUUUAAUCAGCGAUGCUGUUGAGAGCAUGGAUCCCGCCCUCCACUACAUCCACAGUGACUCGGACGUGAGCACCAGCAGCAGCUUCAGCCCGGAUGAGGAGAGGAGACCUAAAGUGCAGGAUGUGGUGCCUCAGGCCCUGUUGGAUCAGUAUUUGUCUAUGACCGACCCUUCCCGCGCACAGACAGUGGACACGGAGAUUGCCAAGCACUGUGCAUACAGCCUGCCCGGGGUGGCCUUGACCCUUGGGAGGCAGAACUGGCACUGCCUGAGAGAGACCUACGAGACCCUGGCCUCCGACAUGCAGUGGAAAGUGCGGAGGACCUUGGCCUUCUCCAUCCACGAGCUCGCAGUCAUCCUCGGAGACCAGCUGACCGCUGCAGAUCUGGUUCCAAUUUUUAAUGGAUUUCUAAAAGACCUCGAUGAAGUCAGGAUAGGUGUCCUUAAACACUUGCAUGAUUUUCUGAAGCUUCUUCAUAUUGACAAAAGGAGAGAGUACCUGUACCAGCUCCAGGAGUUCCUGGUGACUGACAACAGUAGGAACUGGCGCUUCCGGGCCGAGCUAGCGGAACAGCUGAUCCUGCUGCUGGAACUGUACAGCCCCAGAGACGUGUACGACUACCUGCGCCCCAUUGCACUGAACCUGUGUGCAGACAAAGUGUCCUCCGUCCGCUGGAUUUCCUACAAGCUGGUCAGCGAGAUGGUGAAGAAGCUACACGCGGCCUCCCCACUGACUUUCGGCACUGACCUCAUCCGGGAGUUGGUGGACAACUUCGGCAGGUGCCCGCGCUGGUCCGGCCGCCAGGCCUUCGUCUUCGUGUGCCAGACAGUCAUCGAGGACGACUGCCUGCCCAUGGACCAGUUCGCUGUGCACCUCAUGCCACACUUGCUCACCUUGGCCAAUGACAGGGUUCCAAACGUCAGAGUGCUGCUGGCCAAGACGCUGAGGCAGACGCUGCUGGAGAAAGAGUACUUCCUUACCUCUGCCAGCUGCCACCAGGAGGCCGUGGAGCAGACCAUCAUGGCGUUGCAGAUGGACCGAGACAGUGACGUCAAGUACUUCGCCAGCUUCCACCCCGCCAGCACCAAAGUCUCUGAAGACGCCAUGAGCACAGCCUCCUCGACCUACUAAGCAGCGGCCUCAGGCGUGUGCUGGGGGGGCAGGGUGCGGGCUGCUGGGGCUCGGCCUCCCCCCCCCCCCCACGGUCGCGGUCAGGAGUGAGUAGACGCUGUCUCACCCUGCCUGAAGGGAACAGCAUUUCUCAGCGGAUUCUUCUGUCACCAAAGCCUUAACUCGCCUGUCUUCCUGAUGGACACGUGACGGGCGGAACGGUUUCCUCCCAGCGGGGUGAUCCCCGAGACCUGAGGCGCUCCCCAGGUUCCUAUACCAGCCGACGAAUGAAUUCUUGCAGCCAGAGUGACGCACACUGGACACGGGAACAACAGCAGUGUUGGCCCUGCCCGGCACCUGCAGGCCGGUCCAGAUGCGGAAGGGAGUGGCAGGUUUCUCCAGAAAGCCUGAUGCCAACACUAAAGCAGAUCAGAUCUUAACUCGGGAAUGCAGCAUAUUGCUGUGCACUUGUGCAGACUGUUUGCUCAGUGUCUCUGUCCUGGUUUUCUCAUGCUGGUCAUGACCGGAAGGAAAGUCCUCAGCGUGGCUGUCGGGGUUUUGGACUGGAUCAUGGUCUGCUCCGAGUGCGACUUCCUCCACACGCUGGGCGUCUGUGCAGCCGCCCGGGGUGCUGUGGUCCUCAAUCAUGCUGUCAGAAUGGCCGUGGAACAAGUUCUCUUGUCCAAAUAAAAUUUAUUAACGACAUCUAGAAA